Molecule: messenger RNA, 1653 nt
Organism: Ixodes scapularis (black-legged tick)
Lineage: Eukaryota; Metazoa; Arthropoda; Arachnida; Ixodida; Ixodidae
Product: arylsulfatase B-like
Exons: 9
Coding region: 1-1653 (550 amino acids)
Source: RefSeq, a predicted model, not a curated record
AUGAUUGCACUCGUACUCUUGGCCGUAGUUGGGAUGUCAAUGCAACAGAAGGUUGUAAAGAACAAACCCCACAUUGUUUUCAUCUUGGCAGAUGAUUUGGGAUGGGAUGACGUAAGCUUUCAUGGGUCAUCUCAAAUACCCACUCCGAACAUGGAUGCGAUGGCGGCGGAUGGCAUCAUACUUAACCAGCACUACGUUCAGCAUUUGUGCACGCCAUCGAGGUCCUCGCUUAUGACAGGCCGCUAUCCCUACCUUACAGGUAUGCAGCAUUUUGUGAUCAUGCCAGCGGAACCAUCGGGUGUGCCACUGAAAUACACUUUUAUGCCACAACACCUCAAGCGCCUCGGUUACCGAACCCACCUGAUUGGAAAGUGGCAUCUUGGCUACUAUGAUAGCAAGUAUGUACCCGUAAACCGUGGAUUUGACACAUUUCUUGGAUUCCACGGCCCCUCACUGGACUAUUACACCCAGAACUUCACUCUUGAUAAUCAUACGGGACAUGAUUUUUGGAAUGGUGACAACAUUUACUGGGUCGACAAAGAAAAAAAACAAUACUCGACACAUUACUACACGCAAAAGACCAUAGAACUAAUUCAGCGUCAUAAUAAAUCAACGCCAUUGUUCUUGCUCCUAACUCAUCAAGCACCUCACGGGAGUGGUGGGCCCACGAUUCUCCAAGUUCCAGAAAAGGGCGUUAGGAAUUUUUCUUACAUUAAAGAGGAAAACAGAACAUUAUAUGCAGGUAUGGUGGACGCACUGGAUCAAUCUGUGGGUCGCGUUGUGGAUGCCCUGCAAAAAGCGGACAUGUUAAACAACACGAUUCUCGUGUUUUGUACUGACAACGGAGCAUUACCCUGGGGAUUGCAGUCAAAUCGAGGCUACAAUUGGCCCCUUAGAGGAGCCAAGUUCACCUUGUAUGAAGGUGGUGUUAGGGGCACUGCUUUUAUAUGGAGUCCUCUUCUCAACAACUCGAAGCGGGUUUCCAGCCAACUAAUGCACAUCACCGAUUGGCUUCCGACAUUAUACUCAGCAGCGGGAGGAAAUGUGUACGACCUCGGAAGUAUUGAUGGAGUCGAUAUGUGGGGUGCAUUACGUACAGGAACUGAAUCCAGGCGUACAGCUGUGGUGCACAACAUCAAUGGCAGAUUAAACUACUCUGCUAUUCGGGAUGGCGAUUACAAACUGAUUGACGGAACAUACAACGAAAGCCUAUUUGACCAGAGGUUUGAGAGUGUUGGAGGCAAGCGCCCGUACGAUGACCUUGACAUAUUGAUGAAUAACUCCAUGGCUGCCAACGCGUUGAGGGCCUUUUAUAAAAAGAAGCAUCUGAAGUACCGUGAAAACUGGAGAAGAGACGCCAAAAUUGACUGCGGUAACAAAACCUCAACUGUGGACAUUCAUCAGGGGAGAUUCUACUUGUUUAACAUAAAGGAAGAUCCCUGCGAAACGAACAAUUUGGUAAAGAAGCCAGAACUGGCCGAAGUGCUUCAGGACCUUAAGUGGAAAAUCGAGUGUUCUAAGGCACUAGAGGUGACACCAAUUAACAAAGAAAUCGAUCCUGCAGGAUUCCCAGAGCACCACAACGGCGUGUGGGACCAUUGGGUUCCAACGUCAUUCAAGAAAAGCAUCCUGGUGAAAAAUAAAGUGGCUUAG